Molecule: messenger RNA, 2164 nt
Organism: Anopheles coustani
Lineage: Eukaryota; Metazoa; Arthropoda; Insecta; Diptera; Culicidae
Gene: Hexo1
Product: chitooligosaccharidolytic beta-N-acetylglucosaminidase
Exons: 3
Coding region: 176-2002 (608 amino acids)
Biological process (GO): carbohydrate metabolic process; ganglioside catabolic process; glycosaminoglycan metabolic process
Cellular component (GO): membrane
Molecular function (GO): beta-N-acetylhexosaminidase activity
Source: RefSeq, a predicted model, not a curated record
ACAUUGCCCGGUCAUCUUUGCAGUCCAGCGCAAAAGAAGCAGGAUGGUCAACACGGAGUAAAACUAAAAAGAAAACAUUUUCAAUAAAACUCGCUCUGUCGAUACGCUCCAUUUGCAGUGGCAAGAUAGUUCGUACAGGUAUCGUACAGUGUUUAUUGCAACUCUUAUCGGAAAUAUGAAUGGCAAAUGGUUCUUAGCAGCCAUUCUGGUGGGCACGUUCUACUACACUAUCGCAGUCGACACUGAUGGCGACCCAGUUUGGAGCUACCAGUGCGUCAAUGAUCGUUGUGUAAAAACGGCCAUUUCAGAAGCAUCGAACCCGCUGGGCAGGGCCAUCAGUCUACCGGCUUGUCGUCUAUUCUGCGGCCCAGGUACGGGUCUCCUGUGGCCACAACCGACCGGUUCGAUCGAGGUAGGAAACGAGCUCGCACACAUCGACCCAGAGCAGGUAUGGUUCGAGUGGGACGAGGACUUGCGCCAAUUGGCUUCCCUUUGGGAGGCAAACAAGGAGCGUUUCCGGAAUCAGUUGAAGAAAAAAUAUCAAGGUGUUCAGUUGAAAACGGGAGGCCGAAGUGUGCGCAUAAAGUUGGAAGUCCAGGACGACUCGCUCACGCUAAACUAUGGUACGGACGAAAGCUAUCAACUCACCGUUAAGCCCCGAGGCAGUGGAGAGCUUCUUGCCACGAUCACCGCCAAAACGUUCUUUGGCGGCCGACACGGACUGGAGACGCUGGCGCAGUUUGUGCAGUACGAUGACCUUCGGUCGGAAUUACAAAUGGUUGCCUCGCUGAGUCUUUCCGAUGCGCCCGUUUAUGCGCAUCGUGGAUUGGCGUUGGAUACGUCCCGUAACUUUAUCGAUCUGGAAUCCCUUCGGCGGACGAUCGAUGGAAUGGCUAUGGUAAAGUUGAACGUAUUCCACUGGCAUAUCACUGACUCGCAAAGUUUCCCACUAGUGAUCAAGUCCCGACCCACGCUACACAAGUACGGUGCGUACAGCCAAAGGGAGGUGUACACGGCGGAGGAUGUACGUGCGUUGGUGCAAUAUGCACUCGAGCGUGGUGUACGAAUUAUUCCCGAGCUGGAUGCACCGGCACACGUGGGUGAAGGAUGGGAAAAGCUAGGUGUGACCAGCUGCUUCAACUAUCAACCGUGGGAAAACUAUUGCGUCGAACCACCCUGUGGACAGCUCGAUCCAACGAAGGACGCCGUGUACGACAUUCUGGAGGAUGUGUACCGUGAGAUGAACGCCAUGUUUAAUCGGUCCGAUCUGUUCCACAUGGGUGGUGAUGAAGUGUCGAUUCGCUGCUGGAACGCUACGGAUUCGAUCAAAACGUGGAUGAAACAGCAAGAGUGGGGCGUUCAGGAGGUUGACUUUAUGAAACUCUGGAACUACUUCCAAACGGAAGCACUUCGCCGGCUGGACAGCACACUGCCUGCGGGUGGAGAGAAACGUCCCAUUCUUAUGUGGACGAGCAAGCUGACGGAAUCGCCCUAUCUGGAGCAGUAUCUAGACAAGGAUCGCUACCUCAUCCAGGUGUGGACGACCGGAAACGAUAGCAAGGUAACGAACCUGCUCCAAAAGGGCUAUCGGCUUAUAAUUUCCAACUACGACGCACUCUACCUGGACUGUGGGUUCGCCGGAUGGGUUACUGACGGCAGCAAUUGGUGCGCCCCGUACAUUGGCUGGCAGAAGGUGUACAAUAACGAUCUGAUGGCCAUUGGUGGCCCGUACGCCCGGCAGAUCCUCGGUGGUGAGGCUGCUUUGUGGACGGAACAAUCCGACAGCUACACGCUGGAUAAUCGUCUCUGGCCGCGACUCAGUGCCCACGCUGAGCGGCUUUGGAGCAAUCCACGCACCGGCUGGCAGGCAGCCGAAGCACGAAUGCUCGUUCACCGGGAGCGCUUGGUAGAGGAAGGAAUUGCGGCAAACAGUCUGCAGCCGAAAUGGUGUCUGCAGAACGAGGGCAACUGUCCGAUCGGAGGUGACGCCGGUCGUACAUAGACAGCCAUGCACCAGAACGGAGACGUAAAUAUUACAAACUAAUACCUUCCAUUCGAACAAGUUACUUCCCUACGUGACGCCAUUUAUUGAUCAUUUCCUCAGUAAACAAAAGAACAAUGUUUGAGUAUAUAAAUAAAAGUUAAUUGUUUAUUGUUUACAUCU